UCCAGAGCUGGCAGGUGGGGGUGGGAAAGGGCAGGGUACCAAUAUGCUAAACACUAACCAACUGUUGGCCAGGGCCACCACGGAGAGACCAAGGCAGAGCACAGAGCCCUUGGCUCCAGGAACAGCCACAAGGCUGUUCAAACUUCUAUCAAGCAUCUCUCCAGAGGAGCAGGUGAGAGAGGGGAGCCUUGGGAGUGGUGACAGCCUCCACAGUCAGAACCUCCAGCUGCAGAGGUCUCAGAGCGCGGGGCAGACGACAAGGAAAAAACGCAAGCCCCGGAGACGGAACAAGAAAGGACAAGGUUCAGCUGAGGCAGAGGAUCUCUUCAGCUCAGCUUCUCGGAAGCCUUCCUUCCCUUUCCAGUGGGCCUGGGAAAGCUUCGUCAUAGAUGGCCAGGCUCUGCUUCAGCAAAGUUCCUCCGUGGUCCUGGGCCAACGAGCCCUGCUUUUGCCCCCACCUGCCCCCCAGAUCAAGUCCAGGCGCAAGUCAGUAGCCAGCCUCUCAGAAGACCUCGGCUUCUGCCAGAAGACAGAAGUGCAAAACCAGGAGAGGAGAUAUCAGCUGGGGGGCCGGGGCAACAUCGCCCUCCCUCCAGGCACCUCAGAGAGCCAAGGGCUGGAGCCAUGCAGCCAUGGUGGCUUCUGGCCACUAGGAAAAGGGUCAGGCUCAGAGUCUGAGGAUGUCUCAGAGGUAGAAGGCCAGGAUGCUGAGGCGGCAGAGAGGGUUCUGAGCCCUGGGGAACUGCCCCAGCUCCCAGGGCAAGGCUUGACCUUGGAGGAGGAAUGGAUCUCAGAGGUGACAGAGGAGGAACACAGCGCCCCCCAUAGGAGGAAGGGCAGCUCUCAACAUAAGGGGAGGAAUUCUGGAGAGAAGGCAUCUGAAGAAAAGGGAAGCAGCCAGGGAAGCAGCUCCAGUUCCCACAGCCUCCGAAAGUCGCAGAGGGGGAAGUCCAUGGCCAAGGAUCUGAAGGGGCCCUGGGACCUGGAGCGGUUACACAGGCAGUUACAGGAGGAACUGGAUUGUGGUCCUGAAAAGCAGACCUGGAAGGCUUUGCGGGCAGCUGUCCAGGCCUCUACCAGGAAUAAGAAGACCUCUACCCUGGGAGAUGAUGAAAGUUUCUUGUCUGCCAAUUUCCCCAAUCGCACUUUCCAUAAACGACAGGAGGCCACGAGAAACCUGCUGCAGGCCUGGGAACAGCAGCAGCUGGAGGAGCGGCAGCAGGCUGAGAUGCGUCGGGUCCGGGAGCAUCAGGUGCAGCAGCAGGUAGCUCGCUGUCUGGCAGCCUACACACCCAGAGGGAGCCGAGGGGCCGUGGCUGCUCAGCGCAAACUGGAGGAGCUGAGGCGCAAAGAGCGACAGCGUUUUGCUGAGUACCAGGCAGAGCUGCAGGGUAUUCAGCACAGGGUGCAAGCCCGGCCCUUCCUGUUCCAGCAGGCCAUGCAGACCAAUGCCAGGCUCACAGUAAAUCGGCGCUUCUCCCAGGUGCUGUCAGCAUUGGGAGUAGAUGAGGAACAGCUGCUGGCUGAGGCGGGCAACGCAGAGGGAAUUGCCCAGAAACACAGGAGCCACCGGUCAUUUGGAGUAGAUAUGGAGCCCUCUUCUCAGAGCUCCCCAAAGAUAGAAGACACCAGCGACCAGCCUGGAAGACUCCCCUCUCCCACCAUGGAACCAGCACACGGUCCCUGAGAUAAAAAUUAAAUACUUUAAGGCAA
Messenger RNA from Peromyscus leucopus (white-footed mouse), 1713 nucleotides. RefSeq names its product testis specific 10 interacting protein (gene Tsga10ip). Gene Ontology annotation, cellular component: ciliary basal body; photoreceptor connecting cilium; cilium. The coding region runs from base 44 to 1687 and encodes 547 amino acids. The record is from RefSeq and is a predicted model, not a curated record. NCBI's taxonomy places the organism in Eukaryota, Metazoa, Chordata, Mammalia, Rodentia, Cricetidae. The transcript is spliced from 8 exons. Gene Ontology annotation, biological process: cilium organization.